AUGUCGUUCCAGAACGUUGUUGAAAACUCCACGACCACCAACCUGAACGGGUCGACGAACGGGCACACAUCCACUCACAAAUAUGACCCCAACUUCACCGACAGCCUCAUCAACGCCAUGGGCCCCAAGACCCCCGACCGGGCCCGAUUUGUCUUGGGGAAGCUGAUCCGCCAUCUCCACGACUUCGUCCGCGAAACCGAGCUGACGCCCGAAGAAUGGAUGCGAGGCGUCCAGUUUGUCAACGCUAUCGGUCAGAUCAGCGACUCCAAGCGUAAUGAGGGGCAGCGAAUCUGUGAUGUGCUCGGCAUUGAAUCGCUCGUCGAUGAGGUGGCCAACAAAAUCAUGCUCGACAGUGACGAGACGCCCACGUCGUCGACAAUUCUGGGACCUUUCUGGAGCCCUCACGCGCCAUUCCGGGAGCUCGGCGACAGCAUUGUCCAAGACCCAUACCCAACCGGCAGAGUGACCCUCAUGCACGGUGUGGUCAGCGACUACAAGACCGGAAAGCCCAUCCCCAACGCCAUUGUGGACAUCUGGCAAGCCUCGGCGAACGGCAAGUACGACUUCCAGGACGACGAACAGUCCGUCAACAACCUGCGCGGCAAGUUCAGGACCAACGAGAAGGGCGAGUACUACUACUACUGCUACCACCCGACCGCAUACUCGCUCCCCACCGACGGCCCGGCCGGUGUCCUGCUAAAGCUCAUGGACCGCCACCCCAUGCGACCGGCUCACAUCCAUCUGAUGGUCAGCGCUGACGGCUACAAGUCGUUGACCACCCAGCUCUAUCCCCGCGACGACCCCUACGUGACCAGCGACUCGGUGUGCGCGGUCAAGGACGAUCUAUUGCUCGACUUCAAGCCGUCCAAGGACCCCAAGGCCGAGCUGGAUCUGGAGUACAACGUCACGUUGGCUCCCUUGAAGCCGGGCCAGAAGGCUGGCUGGGUUCACACCGUGUUUUAG
Molecule: messenger RNA, 963 nt
Organism: Fonsecaea erecta
Lineage: Eukaryota; Fungi; Ascomycota; Eurotiomycetes; Chaetothyriales; Herpotrichiellaceae
Exons: 2
Coding region: 1-963 (320 amino acids)
Biological process (GO): catechol-containing compound metabolic process
Molecular function (GO): ferric iron binding; catechol 1,2-dioxygenase activity
Source: RefSeq, a predicted model, not a curated record